GGGAGCGUCGUGCUUCUGGUUGCCAAGGGAACGGCGUUCUGGGAGGCAGGAGGGCUUCUGACCCGCGGCUUCUUCCACCUCCAGAGAAGCUGCGGUGGCGGGAAAGACCCCUCCCCUUUGGGGGACAGUGGGUGACGCUGAGAGUGUCAAUGCUCUGACGACUGGACACUAGCCCCCAGUUGCCGUCCAGAAGGAGAUCAAUGGAUAUUAUAAAGGGAAACUUAGAUGGAAUUUCAAAACCAGCCUCAAAUUCAAGAACACGUCAUGGGAGCAGAGGUUCAAAUGCUUCUUUGGAGGUGCUCUCACCGGAACCAGCAUCCUUCAAGGUUGAUACUGCAAUCAAUCUGAACUGUGGUAAAGAAGGCCACUCAGAAGGCAGUAGUAAUACAGAGGAAGGUAGAAACAGUAAUGAUGAUAAAGGGGAAAACUACUCUGAGAAAAUAAAACUGGCUGAAGAGGGAUCAGAUGAAAAUUCGAACUUGGUUCAGCAUCAGAUAAUCCCUGAAUGUUCAGAUGAAUCUGAAAUAAAAGAAUUAGAUUCUCAACUUCAAGAUGCUAUUCAGAAGAUGAAGAGGCUUGAUAAGAUAUUGAUGAAGAGACAACACAGAGAAAAAGAAAUCAAGAAGCAAGGUCUAGAAAUGAGAAUAAAGCUGUUUGAAAAACUUAAGUCUGCAAAAAAUGGUGAAGCUUUACAAAGUAAUGAGGAGAUGGAAAGUACAAAAAACUUUCUAGCUUUAACUGCUGCAUCAGAAGAAACUGUUGAUCCUUCUUGCUAUGAGCACGAAGAUACCUUUUUCUCUGUGUUUCACACUCAAGUCCCUCCAGAAGACUAUGAAAACUGUAUACAGAAUGUCAAUAAAGAUUUUACGUAUGGUGUGGAAAGAAAUGAGUCAUUGAUCAAAGCAGAAAAGAAACCUUUCUCAAAUACAGAAAAGAUUGAGCUCAGGGGUAAACACAGCCAGGAUUUUAUUAAGCGAAACAUUGAGUUGGCCAAGAAUUCAGGACAACCAGUAGUUAUGAUUGACAGAGAGAAGAAAAGGCUGGUUGAACUUUUGAAGGACUUGGAUAACAGUGAUUCGGGGCUGUCCAGUUCUGAGGGAGAUCAGUCUGGCUGGCUGGUCCCGGGAGAAGGAUACACACCUGCAGUCACCCAGCAUGAGCAGCUUGCUAAAAUUGAUACAAAACUCCAAGAACUUUCUGCCAUUUACCCAACAAUUUCCAGCUCUUCUCCAAGACCUGAACUUCAGAAUGAUGAGGAACCUGACCUUAAUGGUGAUGAUAGAAAUACAGAAAUAACUCCAGGAGAAAAGGUACUUCAGAAUACCAAAGAGCAACGGGAUCAGCAGAAUCGGUUGAGAGAGAUAGAUGAAAAGCUAAGAAAGAUGAAGGAAAAUGUGGUAAAUCUUUUUUUAAUUUAAAGUAACCAGUGAUUGUGUUAAAAAUGUUCCAAUUUUCUUUGACUGAUUUAUGACUGUUUUUAUGUGUUGCAUCAGGCAAGAAAGCUAACGUGGGUAUUUGCCAGUAAGGAUUUGAAUAAAGGCUAAAAGUAGAACUCUUAGAACUUAAAGUAGUAUUAUAAUUAAUUUAUAUGACAUAAUAAACCUGUGAAAGGUGAUCUGAAGUCAGAAUAAU
Molecule: messenger RNA, 1632 nt
Organism: Aethalodelphis obliquidens (Pacific white-sided dolphin)
Lineage: Eukaryota; Metazoa; Chordata; Mammalia; Artiodactyla; Delphinidae
Gene: FSIP1
Product: fibrous sheath interacting protein 1
Exons: 10
Coding region: 201-1418 (405 amino acids)
Source: RefSeq, a predicted model, not a curated record